AUGGAGACGCUCCUGCCGCUGCUGCGAGCGACGCCGUCGUCCGCAAGCCUAUUAAGCAACGCGUCGGCUGUGGCGCAACUCGCCAACGCAGUGCAAGCUAUCCGGAGAACAGAUCGCGCGGCCGCGCCCAUUGCGCGCCCGUCAACCGAGGCGGACCUCGCCGACUUUGAGGCGUGGUUCGCCGGUGCAGUCGGGGCCAGCGAUGCCAAGUACACGUUUCGGCACAUGGGCCCUGCGCAGGGCAAUGGCGUCGUGGCCUCAUGUGCGAUUGCGGCGGGCGAGCGCGUGCUCUUCGUGCCCGAGCACCUUCUCUUGACGUCGAGUACGGCGCAGCUACCGAGCUUUGCGCCGCUGCAAGCCGACCCGCUUUUGAGCCAGUUUCCAUCGGCCAUGCUAGCGCUCCGCCUCUUGUACGAGAUGCAACAAGGCGCCAAGUCGCCGCUCGCAGCGUACCUGCGCAUUCUGCCAUCGCGAUUCUACCUUCCGUUCGACUACAGCGGCGACGACUUUGCCGCCCUCAUGUCCACCAUGGCGUACGCACCGGCCGUCCAGCUCCUCUACAACGGCCUCAAGCAGUACACGUACUUGCACGCGCGUCUCUCGAGUCUCUCGCUCGUUCCGAUAUCGACCUUUACUCUCGAGAACUUUCUCUGGGCCACGUCCGUCGUGCUCACGCGGCAGAACAACGUGCCGACGCCCGCCGACCCACGCGCCCUCGCGCUCAUUCCUGGCUGGGACCUCUGCAACCACGCGCCAGGCGCCAUCACUACGUACUUCGAGGCGGCGCAGCGCGGCGUGGUCUGCGACGCUAUGACGUCGUUUGCGCCCGGCGAGCAGCUCACCAUCUUUUACGGUCCACGCCCCAACGCCGAGCUGCUCGUGUACUCUGGCUUCUGCCUUCCGGUCAACGCCUACGACACGCUCCGCCUGCGCCUCGUCGCAGGCCCCGAUGACGCGCUCUGGAAGGUGCGGGCGAUGGUGCUCACCAAGCUCGGCGCGACGCUUGAUGGCGACGCCGCGCUGGUCCGCGUGACGUCGGACGGCGCAUUCGCUGCGGCCAUUGACCAACGCACGACGCACGUCCUGCUGCUCGACAAGGCCGGCCUCGGCGCAGCGCUUCGGUCGCUUCCUGCGUUCCUGCCGUGGACCGACGAGGUGGCGGCGCGCGCCAAAUCACUGCUGGCGCAGGCCGCAGCAGCGCAGCUCGCGAGCCUGCAGCAACAACCGGGCGCCCACGCUGCCGUCGUCGCCGCGUACGUUGCUUCGGAAGCCGCGCUCCUACAGCGCCUUCUCGGCUCGCAGCAGUAG
Messenger RNA from Saprolegnia parasitica CBS 223.65, 1308 nucleotides. RefSeq lists its product as hypothetical. Lineage: Eukaryota; Oomycota; Saprolegniomycetes; Saprolegniales; Saprolegniaceae. Gene Ontology annotation, molecular function: transcription coactivator activity; protein-L-histidine N-tele-methyltransferase activity; protein binding. Gene Ontology annotation, biological process: peptidyl-lysine trimethylation; peptidyl-lysine monomethylation; actin modification. The coding region runs from base 1 to 1308 and encodes 435 amino acids. The transcript has a single exon. The record is from RefSeq and is a predicted model, not a curated record.